CUUGUUACAGGCAUAACGUAGCUAGCAAGUUAGCUAUUGAAGACCGAUCAAAUAUCGUUCAUAUAGUAAUUUAGACUGACUUAUAUGAAACCAGAUAUAAUACAUUGAUACAAGAGUACAUUGUGUGCACGCCGCCUGUUUUCAGGUCACUCCACCUCCCAAGAUGUCGUACCCCCCUCACCUGAACCGCCUCCCCCAGUUGCCCCCCGGGAUUCGCCCUCCCCACUUCGCAGGGUUCCCCCAGGGAGUCCCAGCAGGUACRCCCAUGAUUCCAGUCCACAUGGGGAUAAUGACCUCUGCACCUACGGUCCUGGUUCCUACCACAGUGUCUAUGGUCCAGAAGCCUCCUGCUCAGAGGAAAGAGCUGAACCCAGUCAGAGCCAAGGAGAUCCAGGAUGGGGGCGGUGGAGGUCCCACCACUACAGUGUUUGUAGGGAACAUCUCRGAGAAGGCUUCRGACAUGCUGGUCAGACAACUGCUAGCGAAAUGUGGCCUGGUCCUGAGCUGGAAGAGGGUCCAAGGGGCUUCUGGGAAACUGCAAG
Messenger RNA from Salvelinus sp. IW2-2015, 542 nucleotides. RefSeq names its product RNA-binding protein 25. Gene Ontology annotation, cellular component: spliceosomal complex. Gene Ontology annotation, molecular function: mRNA binding. Lineage: Eukaryota; Metazoa; Chordata; Actinopteri; Salmoniformes; Salmonidae. Gene Ontology annotation, biological process: regulation of alternative mRNA splicing, via spliceosome. The record is from RefSeq and is a predicted model, not a curated record.